AUGCUGGACAUUAGCAUUAGCAUUAACCUUUUGGUAACUGAUCGAAGUAUCACUGAUGGAGGCCACAGCUGGAUUUUAAUGAUGGUGAAACAGCAGCAAAGACGCACAGACCGGUGUUUUUUGCCUGUGGGCAGUAAUAAUGUGACGCUGGUUCGAUUUCCCACCCAGAGACAAUCGCAGCACCCUGCACGUGAAGCAAAUCAUCCAGCACCAGUACAAGAAAAUCAAGAUGGAGAGACUGAGACCAAACGGAUUUGCAUUUCUGGAUCAGAGGAGACUUUGACAAAUGGAGAGGCUGAUGCAGAGCUACAUGAUCCAAUAGGAAAUAACACCAGCUCUGUGGAAGACCAGGAAAGUCCUGGACAUGGAGCCCAGCAGGUGGUGUCAGAGAACAGCGAGGGCAACAGAGCUGCAGAGUUGGUGUCUGCAGGCUGUCUAAAGGUGACCAUCCAGAGGAGCAGUGAGAGCCGUGAGUUUGGAGAGAAGGACCCAUCGUCAGAACGGUUCACCUGCCACAUCUGCCACUGCUCCUGCCCCUCCGCUCAGUCAUUUCAGCUGCACAUGAGCGGAGUGGACCAUCAGCUCAGACUGCAGAGAAUCACCCAGAGCCUGGCCGUCACACAGCACACCGGGCGGCGCAGUGGAGCCUCGGAGCGCUGGUGUGAUGUGUGUCAAAGUCAUUUCACUGGCGACAUCAUUCUGCACAGACGCACCAAAGAACACAAGGAGUGUAAGAAGUGCGGCCGUCCCUUCUGCCCCGUGUGCCACAGACACUUCAGGACGCCGCGCAAGUUUGUGGAACACAUGAAGAGUCCGGAGCACAAGCAGCAGGUUCAGAUGGAGAAGUCUCAUGAAGGAGAGAUGAUCACCGUGGACGCUGUCGGCUGCUUCGAAACCGAAUCCAAAACAAAAUUCGCAUCGGACCCGGGGGACAAGGAAGUAGUGGCCUGCGAUGGAGCAGAAGAACAGAGUGACACAGGAGACAUAGCACAGAUAGAAUCAGGAGAGGAGAUCGCGGACACAGAGGAAGGACUGGACGCAGACGAUAUGAAGAAAGAAACGCCUCAAAUAUCGGAGGAGAUAGAAACAGCAGUGACACAGGAGUUCAACCCACACACCGUCUAUGGUUCUGCGUACGUGGUCCCUGUGAGAGGCUUCUUCUGUCGUCUUUGUCACAAGUUCUUUUUCAGGGAAACAUCAGCUCGAGAUCAGCACUGUCGCAGCCACCAGCACUUCAGCAGACUACUACAGAGACAACGUGGACCAGAUCAGACCCAAGACUCGGCUGAUCCUGCCUCCUGCUCCACUCACAGUACAAUGGAAUAA
Messenger RNA from Knipowitschia caucasica, 1326 nucleotides. NCBI's taxonomy places the organism in Eukaryota, Metazoa, Chordata, Actinopteri, Gobiiformes, Gobiidae. The record is from the annotation of a GenBank genome assembly.